AUGAACACCUCCUCUUUUGUCCCGUUUGCCAACAUUAACCUCAACUUUGUUGCCCCAGAAAUAGUCCUCGACUCUGGUGGCGCGAGAUUAGGCGCCCCGAAUGAUAUAUGGUCAUUGGGCCAUUUGAUCAUCUACUUGUUUAACAGAGAAUCUGUUCUCGCCCUCGAAGCUGUAAAUCUAUCGGAGUAUAAACAUGCGAUACAGCUCUUUGAAAAAAAGUUUUGUAACCACAAAGUGUCAGAGUUAGGAUACCUUUUCAAAAGUGUUCCUCACCAGCUUCAGAGCACUAUUAUGAAUCUUCUACGAAGAUAUCCUCAUGACAGGUUCACAAUAGACCAAUUCAUCGAAUCAGACUUUUUUCAAGAUAAUUUGAUGAAGGUGAUGUGUUUCGUUGAUGAGUACUCCUCUAAAUCCUCGAAUGAAAAAAUGGUGUUCUUGGAUGGGAUAUUGACCGAUGCAAAUCUUUUGCCGGCCUUGCCUUCAUCAUUUAAGAUCAAUAAGUUCCUUCCUCUUAUGGUGGACAAUGUAUUGAAAGAAAUUUCCUUUAUACCAACUUCCGCUGCAGAAGACAGUCAUGGAGUUCUUAUCGCGAAAACUCUCAAGAUAGUUUUUCACCUUGCUCAAGGAUUAUCCAAAUUGAGUUUCCAGGAUCGCGUUUUUGAAACACUAGCGACCGAUGGCAAGGCGAAGAAGAAUUCUCAAAAUUUGAUUCGCUCAUUGAUAAACAGUUCUGUUCAUGUUCGGUUGGUUUUUGUUCAAAGUUUGACUCUUUUGAUGGAGAAGUUGAAUCCUAAAGAAGUUACACAGGUUAUCAAGAUGCUUUGUCCUUUGUGUUUGAAGAACACUCCGACCACUGAUCAAUCUCUUACACAUCAGAUUGAAUUGCAAGACCUUUUUUUAAAGAAUGUACUGCAAUUCAUUAACAUUAUUGACUUUCCUUACAUAAAGAGUGAUUUGAUUCCGUUAGUGUGCCAUGUGUUUAAAACUACAACGAUAUUGUCAACGAAAUUACAAGCAAUUGCGACGUUCAAGAUGCUACUGAACGACAAGAUACUUGAUGAAGACACGAUUGUGGACAGCAUAUUCCCCGUGUUUCUCAAUUUGAAAAGUAGAGACAAGAGAGUUGUUUCCUCGGUAAUUGACUACUUCGCUGGGUUGGCUGAGAGUGAUGUUAUAAAAAAUGUACCCUUAUUGAUUGAGUCCGGACUAUCUAAAUGUUUACAAUUGGCUUUUGGAUGUGAAGGUAUCUCAUCGACCGAGUUUUUGGCAUUCGUGAAGACUGUUCGUCAACUUGAAGAUAACUUGAUUCGUCGCAGAGUGAAUCAACUCAAUUCGUCAACUAAUCCUGCGGAUUUAACACCAACUGAUAAUUUCGAUGUCCUCAUCAAGGGAGUAUCGUUAGACAGCAGUAGGAAUUUCUCGAGAAGUUUACCUCUUAAGGAGAGCAUGAGACCGACUCAUGACAUGACGAAGCCAUUGGCUGAGUUGGAAACCGCAGUGCACCCAAGCUCUGAACCGAUGAUCACAGAAUCCAGUUCCAUGCAGAUGAACAGUAAGAAGUUCCUGUCAUUAACCCCUGCAAUUCCGACCCCCAGGGAUGGGGUGUCAAUCCUGAGAAAGAUCGACUUGGCAGAGAACGUCUCAUUUGAUGUGGGAAAAAAAAAAAUUUAA
Messenger RNA from Candidozyma auris, 1671 nucleotides. RefSeq lists its product as uncharacterized. NCBI's taxonomy places the organism in Eukaryota, Fungi, Ascomycota, Pichiomycetes, Serinales, Metschnikowiaceae. Gene Ontology annotation, molecular function: protein kinase activity; ATP binding. The coding region runs from base 1 to 1671 and encodes 556 amino acids. Gene Ontology annotation, biological process: protein phosphorylation. The record is from RefSeq and is a predicted model, not a curated record. The transcript has a single exon.